Globicephala melas (long-finned pilot whale) is the source of this 2929-nucleotide messenger RNA. RefSeq names its product Bardet-Biedl syndrome 12 (gene BBS12). Gene Ontology annotation, molecular function: ATP binding. NCBI's taxonomy places the organism in Eukaryota, Metazoa, Chordata, Mammalia, Artiodactyla, Delphinidae. The record is from RefSeq and is a predicted model, not a curated record. Gene Ontology annotation, biological process: chaperone-mediated protein complex assembly; photoreceptor cell maintenance.
CCCAGCUGGGCCUGCGGCGCACUUGCGCAAAAUGCGAACCGGAAAGGAAGGUUCUUCCCCCGGGCGUUUUGGCGUCACAGUGUCAGGCAGAACUUCGGGGAACUGGAGCCUCCCGUAGGGAUGGAGAAAAGAGCGAGCUGCCCCAGGGUAAACAUGGAGUAGACAGAUUUGGAUUUCAUCAAGAUUAGUGGCUUUGCAAGAUGAUGAUUCAUGGUGAUGGCUUGCAGGGUCAUAAACAAAAGAAGGCACGUGGGACUUCAACAGCUUUCAUCGUUUGCAGAAACAGGAAGAACUUUCCUAGGCCCAGUCAAAUCAUCCAAAUUUAUUAUAGAUGAAGAGUGUCAUGAAAGUGUGUUAAUCAGUUCAACAGUAAGGCUUCUUGAAAGUUUGGAUUUAACCAGUGCAGUGGGACAACUUCUCAGAGAAGCAGUUCAAGCACAAAAUAACACAUACAGAACUGGAACCAGUACUCUUUUGUUUCUUGUUGGUGCAUGGAGCAGUGCUGCUGAAGAAUGUCUUCAUUUGGGUGUCCCCAUUUCAUUAAUAGUGUCUGUAAUGUCAGAAGGCUUGAAUUCAUGCAUUGAAGAGGUAGUUUCCCUUCAAGUACCUAUCCACAAUGUAUUUGACCGUAUGAUUAACACAAAGACAUUUUCUGGACCUGAAACAUUUAGUGUCGGCGUAUACCCUUUUCUCCAAAUCCCUUCAGGUACUGGUUUGAUACAGAAAGAGCGUGAUCUCAAAGAUGUUGCCUCUCAGUCACUGGCCAUUUACAGUCUUUCUGGGAGACCUGUUAAAUCACCUCAACUCUUUAGGUCUCAGGAUAAGGUUGAAGCAGAUGAAAACACAUCACAAACUCCUCAAACUCUGAAAAACAGUCUGCUUGCAGACACCCGCUGCAGAAAGUCAGUACUAACCCACAGUAGACAUUUUAGUAGGACAGGUAAUAAUCAAUGGAUAAGCAAACCAGAUGGAGUUCUAGAACAACUUAGUGCAGCUACUCCCAAGACUUACAGAUGUGAUGAUUUGGUGGAGUUGGAGGUGGGUUUGAGUCACGGAGGUCACAGCAGCAUGAAGUUAGUAGACGAAGCAGUACGGCUACAAUAUCAGAAUGCAGGUAUGCAGCAAGGCAGCUGUACAGUGCCAUUUCUUUUUGACAUUUCAAGAAUCUUCACUUGCUGCUUACCUGGCUUCCCUGAAACUUUUUCUUGUGUCUGUCCAGGAUAUAUCACUGUUGUAUCAAUAUCUAGUACUGCUCUGAUCAAGGAAUUGCAGAAUCAGCCUAUUCGCAUUGUUCUUGUUGAAGGUGAUCUCACAGAGAAUUAUCGCCACCUGGGGUUUAAUAAGUCUGCAAGUAUUAAAACAGUAUCAGAAAGCUUGAAGGUUCAACAAGAUGGCUCAGAAGAACUGUGGACAGAUCAUGUGUUACAGGUAUUAAUCAAGUUCAAUGUGAACCUUGUCCUGGCACAAGGAAAUGUGUCUGAACGCUUAAUUGAAAAAUGCACAGACAGCAAGAGGUUGGUAAUUGGAUCAAUGAAUGGCAAUGUAAUGCAGGCUUUUGCAGAGGCUUCAGGAGCAGUGCAGGUGACCUACAUUACACAAGUGAACGAAAACUGCGUGGGCAGUGGGGUCUGUGUGACCAUCUGGAGAAGCAUUCCCUUUGAUGCUGCAGAUGAGAUCAACAGAAUGGCAAUCAUGUUAAAAACAGAAGGAAUUAAUUUGGUUACAGUAGUGCUGACUAGUCCAGUCACUGCCCAGGUGCAAACCAAAGAAGAUACCUUCUGGACGUGUGCCUAUCGUCUGUAUCAUGCUCUAAAAGAGCAAAAGGUCUUCCUUGGGGGUGGCGCAGUUGAAUUUUUGUGUCUUAGCCAUCUUCAGAUUCUUGCGGAGCAGUCUGUGAAUAAAGGAAACCAAGGCUGUUCAGGAUGGCUUCAUAAUACUUCCUCUUGGCUGGCCUCAUCUGUGACACAGUACAGACCGACUGUGCUUAAACUCCUGGCAAAUGGAUGGCGCAGAUACCUUUCAACUCUCCUGUAUAACACUGCCAGUUACUCAUCAGAAUUUGAAGCCGGCACAUUCAUUCAACAUCAUCUACAAAAUGCUACAGACUCUGGCUCUCCUUCCUCUUACGUCUUGAAUGAAUAUAGUAAACUAAAUAGUGGGAUUUUAAAUUCAGACAUUUCAGAUAAACUGGAACAGAUUCCAAGAGUUUAUGACAUUGUUACACCAAAGAUUGAGGCAUGGCGCCGAGCCUUGGAUUUAGUACUGUUAGUUCUUCAGACAGACAGUGAAAUUAUCACUGGACUUGAACAAACGCAGAUAAAUUCGCAGGAAUCAGAGGGCUUUUUAUUUUUGUAGUGUUAUUGGCUAAGUCUUUGGAAAAUAAUCUUUGGUAAUAUGUCGUGCUAAUAAUAAAUUUUCUAGUAGCCAAGUUACAGUUUCUAAAAUGCCAGCUUUUACCAAGAGAAAAUAAUUGAUGUGUGUCAAUAACUGUACAAAGUCGGAGAUUUCACCCUACUUACAAUUUUGUUCUCUGUUUCUAUAUUUUUAUUCUGUAGCUGGACAUGUCUCUUUUUUUAACAUUUUAUUGGAGUAUAAUUGCUUUACAUUGUUGUGUUAGUUUCUGCUGUAUAAGAAAGUGAAUCAGUUAUACGUAUACAUAUAUCCCCAUAUCCCCUCCCACCUGCAUCUCCCUCCCACCCUCUUUAUCCCACCCCUUUAAGUGUUCACAAAGCACCGAGCUGAUCUCCCUGUCCUAUGCGGCUGUUUCCCACUAGCUAUCUAUUUUACAUUUGGUAGUGUAUAUGUCAAUGCUACUCUCUCACUUUGUCCCAGCUUACCCUUCCCCCUCCCCAUGUCCUCAAGUCCAUUCUCUACCUUUGUGUCUUUAUUCCUGUCCUGCCCCUAGGUUCGUUACAACCUUUUUUUUUUU